Scomber japonicus (chub mackerel) is the source of this 1128-nucleotide messenger RNA. Its product is annotated as gastrula zinc finger protein XlCGF8.2DB-like. Gene Ontology annotation, molecular function: DNA-binding transcription factor activity, RNA polymerase II-specific; RNA polymerase II transcription regulatory region sequence-specific DNA binding. The transcript has a single exon. Bases 1 to 1068 code for a protein of 355 amino acids. Gene Ontology annotation, biological process: regulation of transcription by RNA polymerase II. Gene Ontology annotation, cellular component: nucleus. The record is from RefSeq and is a predicted model, not a curated record. Lineage: Eukaryota; Metazoa; Chordata; Actinopteri; Scombriformes; Scombridae.
AUGUCAACUUAUACUUGUGAAGAAAGUGACAACAGUGAAGAGCAGACUCUGGAUUUCAUGAUUGAUGAUGUUGUCAGCGUGUCAGUUAAAAGGUCUGAGGUACCAGAAACAAACAUUGAUGACCAGCUCCUCUCUCAUAACUCUCAUGUAGCUGAGAGCCAAGAUCACAAAGGAGACAAACAAGGAGUCUCAGGAUCUACUAGAAAUACAGAGACAAAACCACACAUGGGACAUUAUGAAAUUAAAAGGGACGGUGAUAAUGUAUGUAACCCUACCACAUCAAAGAUUCAGCUGGAUACUGAAAUAGGUGAAAAGUUUUUGAAGUGUGACACUUGUGGAAAAGCUUUCAAGUAUAUUUCCCAGUUGAAUGUACAUGAGAGACUCCACACAGGUGAGAAGCCGUUCACAUGUGACACUUGUGGGAAAAGAUUCUCUCAGCAGAGCGCAUUAAAAAGUCAUAUGACUGUCCACACAGGUGAGAAGCCAUACCCAUGUGACACUUGUGGGAAAAGAUUCUCUCAGCAGAGCGCAUUAAAAAGUCAUAUGACUGUCCACACAGGUGAGAAGCCAUACACAUGUAACACUUGUGGGAAAAGAUUUUCUCUGCAGAGAAUAUUAAAACAGCAUAUGACAGUCCACACAUGUGAGAAGCUGUACCCAUGUCACACUUGUGGGAAAGGAUUUUCUCAUCUGUGUGCAUUACACAAGCAUAUGAGAACUCACACAGGUGAAAAGCCAUACCCAUGUGACACUUGUGAGAAAAAAUUUGUUCAGCUGAGUGCAUUAAAACAGCAUAUGAGAGUACACACAGGUGAGAAGCCGUACCCGUGUGACACUUGUGAGAAAAGAUUUUCUCAUCUGUGUGCAUUACACAAGCAUAUGAGAACUCACACAGGUGAGAAGCCAUACCCAUGUGACACUUGUGGCAAAAGAUUCUCUCGGCUGGACGCAUUAAAAUCGCAUAUAAGAGUCCACACAGGUGAGAAGCCGUAUCUAUGUAACACUUGUGGGAAAAAAUUUGCUAAACUGGGCAAUUUAAAGGUGCACAUGAAAAUCCACACAGGUUAGAAGCUGUGCAAUUGCAAAACUCAAAAGAGAUUUCAUACACAGACAUCAAUUCAAGAUCGA